UACAUAUACAUACAAUGAGUAGUACUACAUUGUAUAUCUAAACCACAUCUUUAUCCAUCCAUCAUUUGGUAGACAUUUUGUCUUUCUCCAUAGUGUGGCUAUUGUUGAUAAUGUUCUAUAAACAUUGGAGUGCAUGUACCCCUUCAAAUCUGUAGUUUUGUAUCCUUUGGAUAAAUAACUGAUAAUGUAAUUGCUAGAUGACAGCAUAGUUCUAUUUUCAGUUUUUCGAGGAACCUCCAUACUGUUCUUCAGAGUGGCUGCACUAGUUUGCAUUUCCCACCAGCAGUGCAAAGGGGUUCCAGUUUCUCUGCAUCCUCAUCAACACCUGUUGUUUCUUGUGUUUUUAAUUUUAGCCAUUCUGACAGGUGUGAGGUGGUGUCUCAUCCUGGUUUUGAUUUGUAUUUCCCUGAUGAUGAGUCGUGUUGAACAUCUUUUCAUGUGUCUGUUAGCCAUCGGGAUGUCUUCUUUGUAAAAAUGUCUAUUCAUGUCUUCUGCCCAUUUCUUAACUGGGUUUUUUGUUUUUUGGGUGUUGAGUUUGAUAAGUUCUUUAUAGAUUCUGGAUACUAACCCUUUAUCAGAUAUGUCAUUUGCAUAUCUUGUUACCUUCUCCCAUUCCAUAGGCGGCCUUUUAUUUUUGUUGAUUGUUUCCUUUGCUGUGCAGAAGCUUCUUAUCUUGAUGAAAUCCCAAUAGUUCAUUUUUGCUUUUGUUUCCCUUGUUUCUGGGGACAUGUCUGGUAAGAAUUUGCUGUGGCUGAUGUCAAAGAGGUUGCUGCCUCGGUUCUCCUCUAGGAUAUUGGUGGAUUUUCUGUCUCAUAUUUAGGUCUUUCAUCCAUUUUGAAUUUAUUUUUGUGUAUGGUGUAAAACAGUGAUCGAGUUUCAUUCUUUUGCAUGUUGCUUUCCAGUUUUCCCAACACCACUUGUUCAAGAGACUGUCUUUUUUUCUCACUGGAUAUUCUCUCCUGCUUUGUCGAAAAUACUUGACCAUAUAGUGAUGGGUCAAUUUCUGGGUUUUCUAUUCUGUUUCAUGGAUCUAUUUGCCUGUUUUUGUGCCAGUACCUUACUGUCUUGAUGACUAUACCUUUGUAAUAUAGUAUGAAGUUCAGAAUUGUGAUGCCUCCAGCUUUGUUUUACUUUUUCAGAAUUUCUUUGGCUAUUCAGGAUCUUUUGUGUUUCCAUACAAAUUUUAGGAUUGCUUGUUCUAGCUCUGUGAAAAGUUCUGGUGAUAUUUUGAUACUGAUUGCAUUAAAUGUGUAGAUUGCUUUGUGUAAUGUAGACAUUUUAACAAUAUUCUCCCAGGCCAUGAACAUGGAAUAAUUUUCCAUUUUUUUGUGUCUGCUUCAAUUUCUGUCAUAAGGGUUGUGUAAUUUUCAGAAUACAGAUCUUUUACCUUUUUCACUAGGUUUAUUCCUAAGUAUCUUGGUUUUUGAUGCAAUUGUAAAAGGGAUAGAUUCCUUGGUUUCUCUUUCUGCUGCUUCAUUAUUGGUGUAUAGAUAGAUAUGUGACAGAUUUCUGUAUGUUGACGUUGUAUCCUGCAACUUUACUAAAUUCAUGUAUCAGUUCUAGCAACUUUUUGGUGGAGUCUUUUCAGUGUUCUACAUAGAGUAUCAUGUUGUCUACGAAUAGCAAAAAUUUUACUUCUUCCUUGCCAGUUUGGUUGCUUUUACAGUAAAACCUUGGAUUGCAAGUAACUUGUUUUGCAAGUAUUCUGCAAGACCAGCAAACAUUUAUAAUAGAUUUUAACUUGAUAAAUGAAUGAUGUCUUGCAAUACAAGUGGUAUGUGAUGCCGAACAUCACGGGAUCACAACUGAGCCAAUGGUUCUUCUCUUUCUCUCUCUUGCUGCAGGAUUGUGGGUGAUUGUCUCCCAUGCUUGUAUUCUCAGUCUCAGGCCAUGGUGUUUGGCAAAAAUCAGUGAUUUUUCAGAAUAUUGGAAGGUGCCCACAACUGGCACUACUGUAUUUUUUUUUUUGUCACUUCAAAGCACCUGUGAACAGUCCUUUGCUUUUCCAUAUAAGAGUAAGCUUAGGAAUGCAUUGCUUCAUUCUAGGUCAGGCUAAGUAUAGUUAUAGACCCUUUCUUCUGCUGCCUUAUUGCCAGAUACACUAAAUACAGUAUAUGACAAGUUUAUUAAUACUGUACUGUAGUCAACAUCCGUGUGAGUAUUCAGUGGGCCCCAUGCAGAAAAAGAUUCUGUUGAGCCAAUAGAUAGCAGUGGUUUUAUUAGUGAUAGUGAAAAUAGUCCUACACAAUAACCUGCCUCUCUCUUGUCUCUCCCACACCAGCCACAAAGAUUUCCAAAGAGAGAGAGAAUGAGCAGGGGAGGGGCAGAGGAGACAGACAGGAUCCGAAGCAGCUCCACACUGUCAGUGCAGAGCCUGAUGUGGGGCUCAAACCCACAAACUGCAAGAUCAUGACCUGAGCUGAAAUCAAGAGUCAUCCGCUUAACCAACUGAGCCACCCAGGCACCCAGUAUUGUAAUCAUUUUUAUAUGAAUAUUUUUGGAUUGUGGAACAAAUCGUUUGAGUUUCCAUUAUUUCUUAUGGAGAAAUUCACUUUGAUAUACAAGUGCUUUGGAUUACAAGCAUGUUUCAGGAAUGAAUUAAUUAUGUUUGCAAACCAAGGUUUUACCAUAUUUCUUUUUGUUGUCUGAUUGCUGAUGCUAUGAACGCAGUACUGUGUUCAAUAGCAAUGAUGAGAGUUGACAUGCUGUCUUGUUCCUGACUGUAGAGAAAAAGCUCUUGGUUUUUCCCCACUGAGGAUGAUAACUGUGGUCUUUUGUAUAUGGCCUUUAUGAUGUUGAGAUUGGAUCACAUGACUCUUUGUCCCUGAUGUUAUUGACUAUGGUCAUCUUAGUCAUUUAAAGCUACAUGGGAUUUUUCCUCAAUAUUUUUAGAUUGUACUGCAUCACAUUGCCAAUGUAGAGAAAUUGCCUAUUACUAGCCUGGGCUGUCCCCUUAGCCUCCGCUGCCAGAACUUCUGGGUGGCCCACUUUGUUUUAGACUCUGACAUUGUGUGCCAUGAUGUUUAAAAUUUGCUGCUCAAGCUUUCUCAGCCAGCAUUACCUGAAGAUCUGUAUGCUUUUUCUUAUAAUCCAAAAUCCUCGAAAGAGAUGAAGGAAAAUGGGUGGAAACUGAUUGACCCAAUAUCAGACUUUGGGUGUAUGGGAAUACCCAACAAUUACUGGAUCAUAACAGAAGCCAACAGAAACUAUGAGGUCUUACUGAGUUCAUCUACUCUUCUCUCCACCCAGAUUAUGUGGAACAGCUACUUCUCCUAAACUUGAAGUAAUGAUCUUGUGUAUGGUCAUCCCCUAUGUAGACUGUGUGUGCUUGGUGACUUUUGCUGGCUGGCUGGAACUGUGGCUGGUAUGGUCUGGGUGUUCUGGGACUUUCCACACAGCCACCACCCUCUCAGGACAGAUUCUGGUGUGGUAUGUAUAACCACUUUGAUAAAGGGCUGCAGUGCUUAACAGCCUCCUGGAAAUUAAGAAGCAGCGAUAAAUGCUGGAGUCAGAUAUGCACAAACUAGAAAAGAUCUGGCAUAUCCUUGUGCUCAUAAUGAGAAUAGUUCUGCUGCAAUCAAUCAAGAUGAACCUCAUGGACAUCACCAAGAUUUUCUCCCUCCUGCAGCACGACAAGGAGGAGGAGGACACCGACACAGGGGAGAAGCAGGCUCUCAAUCAAGCAGUGUAUGACAAUGACUCCUAUACCUUGGACCAGCUUUUGUGCCAGGAGCGUUACAAACGUUUCAUCAACAGUAGAAGUGGCUGGGGUGUUCCUGGGACACCCUUGCGCUUGGCUGCUUCUUAUGGCCACCUCAGUUGUUUGCAGGUCCUCCUGGCACAUGGUGCUGAUGUUGACAGCUUGGAUGUCAAGGCACAGACACCACUUUUUACUGCUGUCAGUCAUGGCCAUCUGGACUGUGUGCGUGUGCUUUUGGAAGCUGGUGCCUGUCCUGGUGGUAGUAUCUACAACAACUGUUCUCCCGUGCUCACAGCUGCUCGUGAUGGUGCUGCUGCCAUCCUUCAGGAACUCUUAGGCCAUGGUGCAGAGGCCAAUGUCAAGGCUAAACUACCAGUCUGGGCAUCAAACAUAGCUUCAUGUUCUGGCCCCCUCUAUUUGGCUGCAGUCUAUGGGCAUCUUGACUGUUUCCGCCUGCUUUUGCUCCAUGGGGCAGACCCCAACUACAACUGUACUGACCAGCACCUAUUGGCUCGUGUCCCACAGCCCCGCACCCUCCUUGAAAUCUGCCUCCACCAUAAUUGUGAGCCAGAGUACAUCCAGCUACUAAUUGAUUUCGGUGCUAACAUCUACCUUCCAUCUCUCUCCCUGGACAUGAACUUGCAAGAUAAUAAAGGCACUGCAUUGCUGCUACAGGCCCGAGCCACUCCACGGUCACUACUGUCACAGGCCCGUUUAGUUAUCCGCAGAGCCCUGCACCAGGCCAGCCAGCCACAAGCCAUUGACCAGCUGGAUCUUCCCCCUGUGUUGAUUAGCUACCUCAAACACCAACUGUAAUCUUGCAGCCUUAACAGAAACCCACAAUACCUACAAAAACCACCUGGGGACCCAGGUAGCUGAAGGGCUCCACCCAUUCACCUGGAGCUAUUCCAUAUCCUCCACAAUAAGAUACUCAUCAAAAUAAAUCCUGGUGGCUGCUCUCCUGUAUUAUCCUCCACAAUAAAAUCCUCAUCAAAAUAAA
Neofelis nebulosa (Clouded leopard) is the source of this 4700-nucleotide messenger RNA. It is a transcript of the gene ASB12, whose product is annotated as ankyrin repeat and SOCS box containing 12. The transcript has 10 exons. Gene Ontology annotation, molecular function: protein binding. NCBI's taxonomy places the organism in Eukaryota, Metazoa, Chordata, Mammalia, Carnivora, Felidae. Gene Ontology annotation, biological process: intracellular signal transduction. The coding region runs from base 3500 to 4516 and encodes 338 amino acids. The record is from RefSeq and is a predicted model, not a curated record.